GAGGGGUUAUUGGAUGCUGAUGAGCAGGAGAUAUGAGAGGGUGGCGCUUGGCCGUGAGCGGUAUCAAAGAGUAAGAACACCCGGCUCUUUCUGUUUGCCUGCGCCUGCCCUUCCGCCUUCUCGACCAUAACGUGCAAAUGAUUCCUUCCGAUCACGUAGAAAGGAGGCGCACUUCAACGGCCUUCGUUACGCUCCGCAGCCGCCAACCAACAGCUCCGCACUGCACUCCAUCCAAGCUCCGCACUCUUCGUCAAAGCUAUCGACAUAUCACUUCAGCGUACAGCCCCAUCCCUCGCUCUGCUACCACCCAGCCCCCGCGCAUUCUUCGCCGAAAGCUAUCAAGCAUCACUACUGCAAAUACACACGCCUUUCUCUCGCUACAUAGCCAUGGCGUCCACCACUUACGGAACCGCUUUUGUGUUCGCCCUAACCCUGUCCGCAAUCCCCUGCAUGACGCAUCCCCACUCCCCCUGGAGCCUCUCCCCAGACGAGCCAUGGCACGAGAACUACUCCGUCUAUCCGCUGCUCACCCUCGGUUUCAUAGCGAGUCUUACCGCCGUCGUCCUCGCGGGACAGUGGGUUGUUGCAAAGCUGGAAUGGCGGAAUCGGAUGGAAAGGCUGAGAUUGAGGUUGGAAGGGGAUGCGCGGUUGAGGCUGCAGGGAAUAGAGACGAGAAUUGAGGAAUGGAAACGAGAGACAUAUAGAGGGGAGGGGAGGGAGAGAGCGAUCGAGAAGGGCCAGCGGCUGAUUGAGGAUCUGGAAAGGGAGAGAAAGAUGGCUGAAGAGAGUCGGGCGAGGGCGCUGAGGGCGUUGCGGGAGUUGCGGGAGGCGCGGGAGGCGAGAGGAGGGGGCGAGAGUAGUGGGACUAUGGAGUCUGGGUUGGUCACUUGGGUGGAGGAGCCUGGGGAGCGGUGAGGCAUUAUGUGGCGCCGUUCGCGAGCUGAGUUGAAUUGCUCUCGCUGGAGUUGAACGAAAU
Molecule: messenger RNA, 976 nt
Organism: Trematosphaeria pertusa
Lineage: Eukaryota; Fungi; Ascomycota; Dothideomycetes; Pleosporales; Trematosphaeriaceae
Exons: 1
Coding region: 138-680 (180 amino acids)
Source: RefSeq, a predicted model, not a curated record